Molecule: messenger RNA, 4192 nt
Organism: Salvelinus fontinalis (brook trout)
Lineage: Eukaryota; Metazoa; Chordata; Actinopteri; Salmoniformes; Salmonidae
Product: transient receptor potential cation channel subfamily V member 6-like
Exons: 16
Coding region: 105-2288 (727 amino acids)
Biological process (GO): calcium ion import across plasma membrane
Cellular component (GO): membrane
Molecular function (GO): calcium channel activity; protein binding
Source: RefSeq, a predicted model, not a curated record
CUUGGUGUUACAUGUUGUCGUAGUACCUGACUGUCAAUUAGGAGUAAAGGACUAACUGUUUUCUUCUGCAAAAGCCAUUUCAAAUAGACUCACUCUAUGAGAGGAUGGCCCCGCCCCUGGCAAGAUCUGCUCCAGGUGAACUCAACCAUUGGUGGAGCCAGCUCAGGUUCCGCCUCCAGAACAGGAAGGGGUGGAACGAGAUGCUUGAUGAAACUUUUUUGCUGCAGAACAAAAGGACAAAUGACAUCCCUCUCUUCUUUGCGGCCAAAGAAAACAGUGCAGGUUGCAUUAAGAAACUUCUGGACUGUGCGUCCACUAACAUCUUUGAGAGAGGUGCUCUGGGGGAGACCGCGCUGCAUGUGGCAGUUCUGAAUGAUAACAUGGAUGCUGCCGUAGCUCUGAUGGACGGAGCACCUGAACUCAUCAAUGAGUCCAUGACCUCUGACCUCUUCCUUGGCAUGACACCUCUCCACAUUGCCGUGGUGAAUCAGAACGUUAACCUGGUCCGCAGUCUGAUUGGUCGAGGGGCAGAUGUGGCCACGCCCAGAGUCACAGGCCUGUACUUCAGGAAGAGAAGAGGAGGGCUGCUCUACUAUGGUGAGCACAUCCUGGCAUUUGCGGCCUGUGUGGGGAAUCAGGACAUCAUCUCCAUGGUGAUCAACGCAGGAGCUAGCACCAGGGCCCAGGACUCCAUUGGUAACACAGUGCUCCACAUCCUGGUCCUGCAGCCUAAUAAGACUUUAGCAUGCCUGGCGUUGGAUCUGCUGUUGGCACACGACGUUGAGCUGGACCAGGCUGUGCCACUGGACAUGGUGCCCAACUACCGUGGCUUAACGCCCUUCAAACUGGCUGCCAAAGAGGGCAACCUUGUGGCAUUCCAGCAUCUGGUCAACCGGAGGCGAGUCGUCCAGUGGAACCUGGGACCACUGACCUCUAACCUCUAUGACCUCUCAGAGAUCGACUCCUUGGUCGCCGACGAUGACCUCUCUGUGCUAGAGCUCAUCGUGGGCAGCCAGAGGAGAGAGGCAAGAAGGAUACUGGAAGUGACUCCUGUUAGGCAAUUGGUCAGUCUCAAGUGGAACCUCUAUGGAAAACACUACUUCAGGUUGUUGCUGCUGUUGUACCUCCUGUACAUUGGGACCUUCACACUGUGUUGUGUGUAUCGCCCCCUAAAGGACGCUCCAGAGAAUUACACUGUAUCUGAUAUGGACAAAACCAUCCGCGUGCAGAAAACUCUGAAGGAGAGUUAUGUGACCUAUGGGGACCACUUGCGUCUGGCAGGAGAGAUGAUCAGUGUCCUGGGUGCCCUGGUUAUUCUGCUACUGGAGAUCCCAGAUAUGCUGAGAGUGGGGGCCAAGCAGUACUUUGGACAGACGGCCCUGGGGGGACCCUUCCAUGUCAUUCUUAUUGCCUAUGCGUUCCUGGUGGUGCUGCUGUGUGUGUUCAGGGUCAGUGGGGUGCAGGGGGAGGCAGUUGUCAUGGCUGUGUGUCUGGUGCUUGGCUGGAGCAACGUCAUGUUCUUCGCCCGAGGCUUUCAGAUGCUGGGGCCUUACGUCAUCAUGAUACAGAAGAUUAUAUUUGGAGACCUGACCAAGUUCAUGUGGCUGAGCUUCAUCGUGCUCAUAGGGUUUUCCACCUCCCUGUGGAUGGUGUACAUGACUCAGGACCCAGACUCUCUACCUGCGUACCGCUCCUUCCCCAUCACUCUGUUCUCCCAGUUUGAGCUGAGUGUGGGUCUGAUAGACCUGCCAGUGGACCACACCAUCACAACGCCCCCUAUUGUCCAUGUGCUGCACUGCACCUUCUCUGUGGUCUCCUACAUACUGCUGCUCAACCUACUCAUAGCCAUGAUGAGUGAUACACACUGGAGAGUAGCCCAGGAGAGGGAUGAGCUCUGGAGGACACAGGUGGUGGCCACUACCCUGAUGUUGGAGAGGAGGUUGCCUCGCUGCCUGUGGCCCCGGCUGGGGGUGUGUGGACUGCUCUACGGCCUGGGGGAGCGGUGGUACCUCCGGGUUGAGGAUCGCAACGACCCACUGGUGCAAAAGAUGCGUCGCUAUGUGCAAGCCUUCUCUAAGGAUGAGGACCAGAGCAAGGAGCGGGAGGAGACGGAGAACACUGACAUGUCAAAAGGACCUGGAAGCCCUCUGAUCAGACCCAAACACAGGGGUGGGAUAGAUGGAAACAGGAAGUCCCUGGCAUGCUGGCAAAUGAUUCGCCACAGCGCUCUGGGUUUAGAUGUGGAACAGGAAGAGCCUGAGGAUGACCAGGAAGUAAGAUACGUCUGAGGGUUGAGACAGCAAAACAGAUCAUUAUAUUGUUAUUAUAUAAUAUAUGUGUGAUGAAAUUAUGUAUGUAUGCAGUAUUAUUUGUCGAAAACAAAUGAUUGUAUUGUAGUAGCAAGUGUAUAUGUGCAAGACUGGGUUGAAAUGUAGACUAGAUUCAUUUUCAAUCUUUUUGGACCAUGUAUGUCACUUUAUCAUUCCAAGUAAAGCACGUCAAUAUUUUUUUUAUUAAAGAUGUUACAAGACAGUAUAUUAAACUUUAUUUUUUACUGGAACCUUUUUUUUCAGGAUUGUAAAUCAGAACAGAAAACCUAAUGAUUGGUUAAUGCACAUAAUAAUGUAGAUCAUUAUUACAUUCAAAGUCAUUAAAAAAACAUCUCACCAAAACAAGCAAAUAAGUACAAAAUAUUAUUAAUCUUUAACAUUAGUGCAAAUUCUAACUAAAACUGGCAGGCUGACUUGAUUGUUCUUCACAAGGCAUAACUAACUGUAAUGGGAUUUUAUUUACUGUCACGUUCCUGACCUGUUUUCUGUUAUUUUUGUAUGUGUUUAGUUGGUCAGGGCGUGAGUUGGGGUGGGCAUUCUAUGUUUUGUGUUUCUAUGUUUAGGUCAUUUGUAAUUAGCCUUAUAUGGUUCUCAAUCAGAGACAGGUGUUUGACUUUUCCUCUGAUUGAGAACCAUAUAAAAGGUAGGCUGUUCACACUGUUUGUUUGUGGGUGGUUGUCUCCUGUGUCCGUAUAUGUUACCACACGGGACUGUAUCGUUUGUAGUCUGUACCUGUUUGUGUGUUCUUCGUUAUAUGUAAGUUCACAUAUUUUAGGUCAGUCUACGUUCGUUUGUUAUUUUGUAGUUUGUUGAAGUGUUUUCGGUUUUUCGUCUUUACUUUAAUAAACUUCAUUAUGGCAAAUUAUCACGCUGCGCUUUGGUCCAAUCCCUACUCCUCCUCUUCAUCCGAAGAGGAGGAGGACGACCGUUACAUUUACCAUCAUUGGUUAUACCUGGAUGUCUAAUGAAUUAUAACAUAGACGUAUGUCAUAAAGUGUAUAAUUGUGGUUUAAAAAGGCUAUUGAUAGAGAUGUGUAAUUGUGGUUUAAAAAGGCUAUUGAUAGAGAUGUGUAAUUGUGGUUUAAAAAGGCUAUUGAUAGAGAUGUGUAAUUGUGGUUUAAAAAGGCUAUUGAUAGAGAUGUGUAAUUGUGGUUUAAAAAGGCUAUUGAUAGAGAUGUGUAAUUGUGGUUUAAAAAGGCUAUUAAUAGAGAUGUGUAAUUGUGGUUUAAAAAGGCUAUUGAUAGAGAUGUGUAAUUGUGGUUAAAAAAGGCUAUUGAUAGAGAUGUGUAAUUGUGGUUUAAAAAGGCUAUUGAGAGAGAUGUGUAAUUGUGGUUUAAAAAGGCUAUUGAGAGAGAUGUGUAAUUGUGGUUUUAAAAGGCUAUUGAGAGAGAUGUGUAAUUGUGGUUUAAAAAGGCUAUUGAGAGAGAUGUGCAAUUGUGGUUUAAAAAGGCUAUUGAGAGAGAUGUGCAAUUGUGGUUUAAAAAGGCUAUUGAUAGAGAUGUGCAAUUGUGGUUUAAAAAGGCUAUUGAUAGAGAUGUGCAAUUGUGGUUUAAAAGGCUAUUGAUAGAGAUGUGCAAUUGUGGUUUAAAAAGGCUAUUGAUAGAGAUGUGCAAUUGUGGUUUAAAAAGGCUAUUGAUAGAGAUGUGCAAUUGUGGUUUAAAAAGGCUAUUGAUAGAGAUGUGCAAUUGUGGUUUAAAAAGGCUAUUGAUAGAGAUAUGUAAUCAUAGUUUAAAAGGCUAUUGAUAGAGAUGUGUAAUAAUGGUAUAAUAAUGGUAUUAAUUGUAAGCUACUGUGUUAGUGGGUUAAAAGAGUUGCCAAUUAAUGACCUACUCAACAGUUUAGAUAUGCAGAUAAACUGCACA